This is a messenger RNA of Lipotes vexillifer (Yangtze River dolphin), 725 nucleotides long. It is a transcript of the gene MDP1, whose product is annotated as magnesium dependent phosphatase 1. Lineage: Eukaryota; Metazoa; Chordata; Mammalia; Artiodactyla; Lipotidae. The transcript is spliced from 6 exons. The coding region runs from base 108 to 602 and encodes 164 amino acids. The record is from RefSeq and is a predicted model, not a curated record. Gene Ontology annotation, molecular function: acid phosphatase activity.
GCUCAGGUUGGCGGCGCUCUAGUCGCCGCUUCUCUAAGGCCCGCGGGGCGGCCUGGGAGCCGCGGCAGAAAGGCCCGCUCUGUGCGUGCAUCCUGCGGGCGCGGGUCAUGGCGCGGCUCCCGAAGCUCGUAGUCUUCGAUCUCGAUUACACGCUGUGGCCGUUCUGGGUGGACACGCACGUAGACCCCCCGUUCCACAAAAGCAGUGAUGGAACUGUACGAGAUAGGCGGGGCCAGGCCGUCCGACUGUACCCAGAGGUGCCUGAGGUCCUGGAAAGAUUGCAGGGCUUGGGGGUGCCCGUCGCGGCCGCUUCACGGACAGGUGAGGUUGAAGGGGCCAACCAGCUACUGGAGCUCUUUGACCUUGUCAGAUACUUUGUUCAUCGGGAGAUCUAUCCAGGCAGCAAGGUCACGCACUUUGAGAGGUUGCAGCAGAAGACUGGAGUUCCUUUCUCCCAGAUGAUCUUCUUUGAUGAUGAAAAGCGGAAUAUUGUAGAUGUCAGCAAACUGGGUGUUACCAGCAUUCAUGUCCAGAAUGGAAUGAGCCUUCAGACCCUAACUCAAGGAUUAGAGACAUUUGCAAAGGCACAAGCUGGACUCUGAGGUCCAGUCCUGUGGAUGAGCCUCAUUUGAGGCAUAGAACUGAAAGGAAAUCAGGAGGGCAUUUUCAGGUGCAUUUGUAAAUUAUUAAAGUGUAUUUGUGUGUGGCAGAAGAGAUCUUACCCA